Mercenaria mercenaria is the source of this 828-nucleotide messenger RNA. RefSeq lists its product as uncharacterized. The record is from RefSeq and is a predicted model, not a curated record. The transcript has 5 exons. The coding region runs from base 178 to 828 and encodes 216 amino acids. Lineage: Eukaryota; Metazoa; Mollusca; Bivalvia; Venerida; Veneridae.
CAUGGGUGUCUUAAGAAUUCAAAUACGUAAUUACUAUACGAAUGACUAUUAAAUAAAACGAUUUGGUUGUCUUACUAACUAGAAUGUUUGUUUUCGGUAUUAAAACACUUCGGAUGACGUUUUUGUAUUCAUGUAUAUUUAUCUACUACAAGUGUUAGAUAACUAACAAUAAACGCAAUGGAAAUCAACAGACUAAGUAAACCAAAACUAAAGAAGCUUGGUAACUUUUGGUUUCUUGACACCGAGGGCAAACUGAAGCGCCUGAAUUGCCUAAACAAUGCUCAAAAUGUGUACAUGGAGGAGAACGUUAUUUUCGCGGAUGAUUCUGUUUUCCAAGUUGACAUAAGUAGUAAUAAAACGGUAAAGAUCACGAAGGUAGAAGAGGUGUUUGACUGUACAAAUGAUGAUGAUAAUCAUUUUACACAAACAAUGAAAAAUGAUGCUGAAAAUUCUGAAGUAUGUGUAACCACUGGAACUAUUCACAUUGAAAGUGCAGCGCAUAAAGGAACUGUUGAAUGCCUAGAUGACAAUGUUGUAAACGACUUGACAAUUUCUGAUGUGUUCGUCGAGAGAAGUCAGAAUGCUUGUAAAAAUACAGAAGGAUCUGUUGAUUGCCAAAAUGACAAUGUUAAAAUGACUGUGAGCCCAUUGAGUACGCCCGAGAUGCUCUUAUAUUUACACCUAAAGAAGGUAACGUCAGUAUUGAUAGACAAUCCCGAUAGGGGCGAAAUACUUGAAAUUGACAAAGAAGAGUAUGUACCUGAUGAAGUUGGCUCGUCGGCGGCAGCAACAAGGGACGGAACAUGGCAGAAUAAAAGAGAGAGGUAG